AUGCUUACUCGUCAACUGUCAAAAACGUUAGGUGCCGCAAGAAGGGUGUAUACACGCAACUAUGCGCAAGUGCUCUCAGUUGGUAGUAAGAAAGUUCCCAUGUCUAACUUUGAACCUGACAAAUACAUAAAUUAUCAAAGAAUUGAAGAUAAUCUGGCCAUUGUAAAAAAAAGGCUUCGCCGUCCAUUGACUCUUUCUGAAAAGAUAGUUUAUGGCCAUUUAGAUAAUGCUGCUGAACAAGAGAUUAUCCGUGGAACAUCGUAUCUUAGGUUACGGCCGGACCGUGUCGCUUGCCAAGAUGCUACUGCUCAGAUGGCCCUUCUUCAAUUCAUGUCUGCUAAUAUUCCUGAAGUUGCAGCUCCAACAACCGUUCAUUGUGAUCAUUUAAUUGAAGCUCAAGUGGGUGGCCCAAAAGAUCUGGAGCGUGCAAAAGAAAUUAAUUCUGAAGUAUAUAAGUUUUUGUCCUCUGCUUCUGCUAAAUAUAAUAUUGGAUUUUGGCAUCCUGGCUCUGGUAUCAUUCAUCAGAUCAUUUUGGAAAAUUAUGCCUUUCCAGGUGGUCUAAUGAUAGGUACUGACUCUCACACACCAAAUGCUGGUGGAUUGGGUUCUUUGAGUGGUUGGACUGCUCCAAAAGGUCUUUAUAAAGAUGUUGCUGGUAUUUUAACUGUUAAAGGAGGCACUGGCGCUAUAAUUGAAUACUUUGGUCCUGGUGUUGAAUCUUUAUCAUGUACGGGUAUGGCUACAGUAUGCAAUAUGGGAGCAGAAAUCGGUGCCACUACGUCUCUCUUCCCAUUUAACAAACGUAUGAGCGAUUUUCUCCGUGCUACUAAACGCAGCGAAGUUGCUGCUUAUGCCGAGUCAUUUGCUCACAAUUUGCGUGCUGAUGAAGGUGCUGAAUAUGAUCAAUUAAUUGAAAUCAAUUUAUCUGAACUUGAACCUCAUCUUAAUGGUCCGUUUACACCUGAUCUUGCCACACCUAUAAGUAAAUUCAAGGAUGCUGUGAUAACGAACGAUUGGCCAGUAGAACUUAAAGUUGGUUUGAUUGGUUCAUGCACCAAUUCUUCAUAUGAAGAUAUGUCCCGUGCCGCCUCUAUUGCUAAACAAGCACUUGAUCAUGGACUUAAGGCUAAGUCUACGUUCACCAUAACACCUGGAUCUGAACAGAUUCGAGCAACCAUUGCACGUGAUGGACAGGAAAAGAUAUUAACUGAUGCCGGUGGUAUUGUUUUAGCAAAUGCCUGUGGCCCAUGCAUCGGCCAAUGGGAUCGUAAAGAUGUUAAAAAAGGCGAAAAGAAUUCAAUUGUUACAUCAUAUAACAGAAAUUUCACAGGUCGUAAUGACGCUAAUCCUGCAACUCACGCCUUUGUUACUUCUCCUGACAUUGUCACUGCAAUGAUCUUCGCCGGUGAUCUACGUUUCAAUCCUCUUACCGAUACUCUUACUGGCGCAGAUGGAAAGUCAUUCAAAUUUGUUGGUCCAAGUGGUAACGAACUACCUCCUCGAGGAUAUGAUCCUGGUGAAAAUACGUAUCAAUAUCCUCCAAAGGAUCGUGUUUCAGUUCAAGUAAAAGUAGAUCCCAAGAGCAAUCGCCUUCAACUAUUACACCCAUUUUCCAAAUGGAAUGGUAAGGAUAUAGAACAAGUACCAAUUUUAAUUAAAGUUAAGGGUAAAUGUACCACGGAUCAUAUUUCUGCGGCCGGACCUUGGCUUAAGUUUCGCGGUCACUUAGACAACAUUUCAAAUAACAUGUUGAUCGGUGCUCUGAAUGCUGAGAAUAAUGAAGUUAAUAAAAUAAAAAAUAUUUUCACUGGAGAGUAUGAUGCUGUCCCUAACGUUGCUCGAGAUUAUAAAUCUAAAGGAAUCCCUUGGGUUGUAAUCGGUGAUGAUAAUUAUGGUGAAGGUUCUUCAAGAGAACAUGCAGCUCUUGAAGUACGCCAUUUGAAUGGAUGUGCCGUAAUUGUGAAGUCGUUUGCCAGAAUUCACGAAACAAAUCUAAAAAAGCAAGGCCUUUUACCACUUACAUUCGCCAAUGCUUCAGAUUAUGAUAAAAUUGACCCGUUUGAUAAGGUAUCAAUUAUUGGUCUGACAAGCUUUGCUCCUGGAAAGCCUCUUACACUUAGGCUUCAUAAAAAAUCUGGAGAAACUGUAGAUAUACCUGUCAAUCAUACAUUUAAUGAAAAUCAAAUUGAGUGGUUUAAAGCUGGCUCUUCUUUAAAUAAAAUGGCUGAAAUGGCUGAGCAAAAGUUUCAUUAA
Messenger RNA from Dentiscutata erythropus, 2253 nucleotides. The record is from the annotation of a GenBank genome assembly. NCBI's taxonomy places the organism in Eukaryota, Fungi, Glomeromycota, Glomeromycetes, Diversisporales, Gigasporaceae.